Penicillium macrosclerotiorum is the source of this 1818-nucleotide messenger RNA. RefSeq names its product flavin-containing monooxygenase. Lineage: Eukaryota; Fungi; Ascomycota; Eurotiomycetes; Eurotiales; Aspergillaceae. Gene Ontology annotation, molecular function: flavin adenine dinucleotide binding; monooxygenase activity. The transcript has 3 exons. The record is from RefSeq and is a predicted model, not a curated record. The coding region runs from base 1 to 1818 and encodes 605 amino acids.
AUGAAUUCCCCCCUGGCGGCUCUUCCGCAACUCGCUCUGCACCCAUCCGUGGAGCCAGAACAGCUCGAUGCAGCCAAAAUUGUCAACGAUUGGCUUUCAACUUUCGCAGAAAGUUUGACUGAGGGCCGGAAGGCCGAUAUCCAAGACCAUUUUCUUGAAACGGAGUCAUGGUGGAGGGAUUUUGUUUCUUUUUCGUGGGAUAUCGCAUGUCAUAAUGGAGCCGAGACGAUUUGCAAAUACCUGAGUGCAUCAACGACUGGAUUUGCGGAGCCUAAAGCAAAUCAACCAGGCGCACUGGAACCACAACUGAUGGAUAUGGGGGGACUGCGGUUCAUCCAAUCCGGGUUCGGCUUCAAGAACAACUUCGGCGUCGGGAGAGGUGUUCUCAGGCUAGCCAACGUAGGGCCAGAUCAAUGGAAGGCAUGGACAGUAUUCACUGUGCUUGAAGCUUUGAAUGAACAGAAGGCCAUGGAGCUCCGAAGGAAACAGAAAGCAGAGAUACAGUCUAAUGCUCCCAGUCGUGAAACCCCGCCGUCAAGCACCCAGACCGACGGUAGUCUGCAAGUCUUGGUAAUUGGAGCAGGUCAUUCUGGACUUGGACUUGCUGCACAUCUACAACAUCUCGGCCUCAAAUACCUCGUCGUGGAGAAAGCAUCUCGGCCUGGAGACUCAUGGCAAAGCAGAUACGAAACGAUCAAAUUGCACACUCCUCUCUUCACAGACCACUAUCCAUUCCUGAAAUAUCCGACCAGCUGGCCUCGCUACCUCGAUCAGGAACACAUUGUGAAAUGGAUGGAACACUAUCAGGAUAUCAUGGGUCUCAACGUCAAGCAUAACACCAUCGCGAGUAAGGUUGAGUAUAAUAAAUUGACGCAAGAGUACUCAGUCGAGCUUCAGAGCCAGAAUGGCACACAGAUUAUCAAUGCUAAGCAUGUUGUGUUGGCCACUGGUCCUUUCAGCGAUAUCCCAAUUCAGCCUUCUUUUCCUAAGGAAGCUGCAUUCAAAGGCCAAAUAUACCACACAAUGGCACAUAAGUCAGCCGCCUUGGUACCGGACCUACGAGACAAAAAGGUCACAAUCAUCGGAUCCGGAACCAGUGCGCAUGACGUCGCCCAAGACUUUGUCAAUCACGGAGCAAAAAGUGUAACGAUGGUGCAGCGUGGCGCUAUUUAUGUUACAACUCUCGAUUCAUUGGAAACAAUUAUGCUGUCGCGAUGGAACACUCCAGGAUUAAGCACUGAGGAUGCAGACCUUCUAGGCAACUCUUUGCCAUAUCCUGUUGCUCGCACCCUCAGUGUUGGAGCGUCUCAGAUGAUGUCGGCAAAAGAAAAAGUCAUGUUGGACGGCCUGGAAAAGGCUGGAUUAGCAGUGAAGAGGGGAACUGAAGGAGACAGUCUACUCGACCAUCAGCUCAUCAAGGCAGGCCACUUCUAUAUUGACCAAGGAGCGUGCCAAAUGAUCAUCGACGGGCGGAUUCAGGUUAAGAGAUGUGAAAAAGGCGUGCAGGAGUACUUCCCAGAUGGAAUAGUCUUGGCUGAUGGAACGAAGGUCGAGUCUGACAUUGUUAUUUUAGCAACGGGCUUCGAACUCAAGACCAAAUUGAUUGAGCAGCUCAUGGGUAAGGAUGCUAUGGACCAGUUAGGAGAUAUAUGCGACUUUGAUGACUGUCAAGAACGAAUCGGCGUGUGGAGACCGACCGGUAUGCCGGGAUUCUGGUAUAUGACGGGUAGUUUUAUGUGGUCUAGGCAGUUCGCUCCCCUUCUCGCUUUACAGAUUGCUGCCGUAGAGUGGGGGCUUAACAGCCAAACGUCGAAGUAA